Molecule: messenger RNA, 798 nt
Organism: Paramuricea clavata
Lineage: Eukaryota; Metazoa; Cnidaria; Anthozoa; Malacalcyonacea; Plexauridae
Source: the annotation of a GenBank genome assembly
AUGGUGUCCGGAAUUAGUGCUGCGAUGUUGUUAGAUCGUGAUCGGAAAUCCUGUGGCUAUGGAUGGCUUAUUUCGAAAGAUAGAAAAGGCGUAUAUGUGAUGACAACCAGUGAUGUUCUUCAUCGUAUUAAGCACGAUGAAGAUGACCAAUAUGAAAAACUCCACUUCUUCAUCGAGUCUUGUAAUGACAAGGAACCAACUCCCUGCUCCAUAAUUAAGACAGAGAAAAAAUUUGUUAUUGUCAGUUCCAAGAAAGGCAGUGUUUUAGAUUACGUUGUGCUUAGAUUUAAAACAUCUAGCAAAGUUGCUUCAGAAAAACCUUUGAACGUUUCUAAACAAUGUCCUGAACCUUUAGAAACCGUGGGAGUACCGUAUAGUAGCCUUGGUUGUCCAAAUAAAUCGUUUUGUCAACGUAGUAUCGUGCUCCAAUACCCUGAAGAUCUUAUUAAUUGGCUAAUUAAAGUCGGAAGCCGUUCCAGUUUCCACAGCGUUGCCAAGAGAGCUCCCUCACCAGGCUGUGAUCCUACCAUCGACUGGAAGAAAGCCAGAGAUCUUCGUGAAGUUCUUAUCCCUUAUUGGAAGACUGACCAUAAUGCAAAUGAAUGUUUUUCUGGACUACCUUUAUUUACUUUUCAGGAUUCCCAAGUUGUUGGCAUGUGUAGUCGCCGGGUUUUUAUCACUGAAGAGAUUAAGGAAAACCAUUUUAUUAACUUUGGUAUUCGCAUUGACCAAAUUAUUGCCGACAUCGACAGCAAGAAUCCACGUGUAGCUCGAAGUCUUUUUCCGGACUAUUUUUAA